Lymnaea stagnalis (great pond snail) is the source of this 7878-nucleotide messenger RNA. The record is from the annotation of a GenBank genome assembly. NCBI's taxonomy places the organism in Eukaryota, Metazoa, Mollusca, Gastropoda, Lymnaeidae.
AAAAAAGUAUGCCUUCUAAGAUUUGGUCGCCUACAUUCCUGGAACCUUUUCGACGUCACACGCCUCCACAACCACGACCACGUGAUAGCGUUGCCUGCCAACCCAAUGCAAUUUCCUCGAAAAGUAACAGGACGCAGAAUCAGAAUAACCCAUACGUGCUAAAUCUCUCUCUGUACAAGUUACACUAAAUUCUGAGAUCUCAAGAAUCCCAUGUGACGAAAUUACGGUAGGCCUAUAUGUUUAUUAGUUGUUUUUUUUCAAUUUAUUGUAGCACCCGGUAACUGACAUUUUAAUUUUAUGACAUUUUCAUUUACUUUUUUUAGUUUCUAGUAAUUUUAGCUUAAUAAAUAUUAAUAUUUUUAACGAGUCACACCAAAAGGGUUAUUUUGUUAUUUGCGUAGAAUCCCUUUUUAAUUUUAUAUGUAUGAUGAGUAUGAGUACUAUGAGGCAUAUCUAUAGUCAUUAUCAUUAGGCCUACUCAUUACUAUUAAAUUUGGUACUUUCAAGUUACAGUAUUAGUAUUAGUAUAACAUCUUAAAUUUAAUCAUAUUUUUAGUUCAUUUAUUAGUAGUAGUAACUAUUAGUAGGCUAUUACUAUUAGUUAAUAAUAUUAUUACUCAAAUUACUAUUAUUACUGUAACUUUACCUACCAACUUAAGUCUUAAGUCUUUUAGAGGAUUUUAUUAUUUAUUAGAAUUAAUGACUUUAUUAUGGAGAUGUAGAUGUGCUAUUAGUUAGUAUUAUUAUUAUAAGUUAGAGAUAGGGUGUCAAAAAUUUUGUGGAGGGGAAUAUGAAUAACCCAAAAUAGAGUGAUUAAAUUUAAAUGGAUAGUUUCUUAUUUUCUUUUGCCUCGCCAAAAAAUUAUAAUCUAUCAAUAUUCAAUUAUUUAGCAGGCCAAUUUAUGACAUAACUCACUAACUCACUAUUCAUAAUCAUUAAAUUUUUUCGCAACUUUAAAUUUAACAUUUAAUUUUAAGUUAUUUUAAAAUACUUCUAGAGAGUUAUAAUCAAUCUGUCAACUACAUUCACAUUAUUAUAUCAAUGAUUGGUAGUAGAUCAGCGUUGAAGCUCAAAUAAGUAGUUCUUACAUAAUUUAACGGUGUGUAACAACCUUAAAGUUAAAGAUGUUUUAAUGGAGCUGCAUAUCAGACAUUCAUAAUCCCAUCUCACUAUUGACUAUUGUGAUCAUUAUAUAGUUUAUUGAUAUUUAUCUUCUUCUUUUCCAGACUGUCAACUACAUAAAUCUCUAGAGUCCUUCAGCAGCAGUGCAGACAUCUAAUUAAGAAGACUUUUUUUUCAAGAAUUAAACAAUUUUAGUUUCAAAAAUUAUAAAAAUGGAAUCUUUUUGGAGCAUUUGGCAAGGCUGGUCCUUUCAAGUUUUUAGCACUGACAAUAGCAAUACCGCAAGAAUCGCAGAAUUUAAUCCUCAAGUGUGUCGUAAAAGAAAAAUGAAAAUGAAGUCUCAAGAGACUUUCUAUCAUACAUACUGAUCAAAGAUUUGUAAAAUUAUUUUUUUAAAAAGGGCAAGAAAGAUAAACUGCUAUUCUGCCCGACAUUCUCAUAGUUAAUAUAUGUGUAUGUGAUAAGUGUGUUAAGUAAAUAAAGUGUUAUUCUGUAUUCAUAUAUUUUUAUCAACAUGACAAAACAAUUUUUGAAUGGCAAUGGCAAACUUGCCAAAUCGAAUUCAAGUUUGCAUGUGACAAGCCCAAAAGAAGUCCAGCACAUAGGAUUAUUUAAUUGUAUUUGUAUUAUAAUUGGUAUCAUAAUUGGAGCUGGGAUAUUUGUGUCUCCUGUUGGGAUCAUCAAGCAUGUUGGAUCUGUUGGUAAGUGAAAUUGUUUAUGCAAAAUUUUCACCACCUAACCUAAUGAUACCAUGGGUCGAAAUUUCCUUUGGGGAACGGUUUUUCGCUAAAUUAAAUAUUUCACUAAAUUAAAUAUGUUUCAUGAAUAUUUUUUAAUUGAAUUUUUAUUUACCACAUGAAGUAUUGUAGUUAUGUCUGCAGAGGAUAGAGUUUUAGUAAAAAAAGUUUUGUUUUACACAAUGUUGAGCUAUAGGAAAGGAUUGUGUUAAAACAUGCAAAUGUAAGUAAGUAAAAUCUGUUAUUUGAACAAUAUAUUUUAUUAAAAUGUUUAGAAAAGGAUGAAAUUAUUUUCAUUUUUUCCCCCCUUUUCAAGGAAUGUCUCUCACUAUGUGGGGAAUAGUUGGUGUUUUCUCAGUACUCUGCGCUCUUUGUUAUGCUGAGCUGGGGGCCUGUUUUCCCCAGUCUGGUGGGGAAUACAUCUACGUCAAGAAAGCUUGGGGUGACUUCUGUGCUUUUAUGUGCCUGUGGAUGAAUAUGAUCAUUAUAUUUCCUGUGUGUGUAGCUACGGCAGGCCUCAUAUUUGCAUCAUAUGUAUUGAAACCUUUUUAUCCUGAGUGUGAACCACCACAGGAAGUCAUCAGAUUGAUAGCUGCAUCAGUUGUAGGUAAGCAAUUAAACUUUUGUCAGUUGUAGUUAAGCAAUUAGAAUUAUACUUUAUCAAUUUUGUUAAGCAAUAUCUGCCAUAAUUAUUUUAUUUUAAGUCUUAUAUAACAGCAACUUGAAUUUUUUUUUUAAGAUUUAACCGCAACCUCAAAUUAAAAUUUUAAAAAUUUAUUAUCAGUAUUGAUAAAAUUAAUAUUAGUCUAUACUUUUUAAUAUAUUUUGUAGUACCUUUUUGUGUUAUUUUAUUGUUAGCUCUCAUUGUGGCCAUCAACAGUCACAAUGUGAACUGGGUGACCAAGCUUCAGAAAUUCAUCACUGUUUGCAAAGUAUUUGCCCUUGUUAUCAUCAUUGUUAUAGGCUUCAUCUGGAUGGGGAAAGGUGAGAUGAAAGUAAUUUUUUUUUUUUUUUUUUUUUUUUUUUUUUUUUUUAACAUAUUGGGGGGGGGGGGGAGCUGUAGUAUUUUUAUAUUAUUGCUUACUAAGUUUACAUUUAAUUCACUGAUCAUUUACAUUUUAGCUCAUGUUUUUUUAUUUUUAACUUCCACUUCCAGACAGCUUGGCCAUAGAGGUAAAGAAUAGAGUAUAUAAAUAUAUAUACAUACACAAUUGUUAUUUAUAUUAUCUUUCAGGAAAUGUUGAAUCUUUUCAAAACUCGUUUGAAGACUCAGACUACAGUGCAGGGGCCAUAACACUGGCAUUUUAUAGUGGAUUUUGGGCUUUUGGUGGAUGGUGAGUUCAUUGUUGUGUAUUGCUCAGGGUUAAGGAAUUGUAAAUUCUGAAUUUCUAUUAUUUUUAGCUAGUCAGAGUAAGAUGCUCAAAAUUUUAGCCUCAGAAUUGGGGAAUAAAUGGAUUUAGCAAUAAUUUUAAAUGCCUUUCUAUUGCAGGCCCCUGUUCAAUGUAUGCAAUUUUAUAUAUUAUACUUUUGGUCUCACAAUGAAAGAAGAAAAUAUUUUUCCAUUUAAAAUGAAGAUAUAAUUUAGUGAAAUUAUCAUUUUUAAAAUCCCAUAGUUUGUUUUGGAUAAAAAUUUCAAUAUUGACCUGAGAUUGUUGUCAUUGCAGGAAUUAUUUUAACUGUGUGACUGGAGAGGUCAUUAACCCUAAACGGUAAGCUACAGCAUCUCAGGGGGGCCACUCAUUUCUUAUCUAAUGAUUAUAAGCUCUACCCCUAACUAAGAAAAAUGCCUCAUGACAUGAUUAUCACUAAAUUCUGGCAAUUAUUUUGCAUGUUGGUUAUUUCAUAAAUUUUUUUUUAUGUCUCACCAUCUAGAAAUCUGCCUCUUGGAAUAAUGAUCUCUAUAACUGUGGUAACUGUCAUCUACGUAACAGUUAAUGUGGCUUAUUUCUCAGUUCUUACACCAAUGGAGAUGUUGCAAUCAUCUGCUGUUGCGGUGGUUAGUAAACUUUAAACAUGUUUUUUGUGCGGAAAAGACAUAUUUGUAAUAUCAUAGUCCAUGAAAGUAUGGAAGGUAUAGGAUAAAACAUUUUUGCAUAAUUUUACAAAUAAUGGAUAAUUUCAUUUCUAAUCUUCUUCUCAUUCAACUUUUUAUUUAGACAUUCUUAGAGAGGACGGUGGUUAGCCUGGCAUAUGUUGUACCUUUCCUUAUUGCUAUCUCGGUCGUUGGGGGCAUCAAUGGUGCAGUCAUGUUGGUCUCAAGGUAAGAAUCAAAAUAUCAUUAACUCACCAAAAUCGAAGCUGCAACCGGAGACGUUGUUUGAUGGUCCAAGCAACUUUUGUGUUUAUUCUACAUUUCAGGCUGUUUGUUGUAGCCGCCAAGAACAACCACCUGCCUCGUAUCAUCUCAAUGAGACAUGUGGAAACAUCCACACCUAUUCCCUCCCUUAUCACCAUGGCAAGUUAACAGUUAAAAAAUAUUUUUUUUUAUAGCUAACGAAAUUUAUCAAAGUAAUAUAUUUGUUCCAUUCAGGACUUUUUAUCUAUAAAUAAGGUAUGGUAUUUGUAUCCAAUAUUAAUAUUUCCAUGACCUCUGCACCAUUUGAUUUUUUAAUCUGUUGUCUGUUUCAUAAAUUAUUUGAAAGUGUCAUUCUCCAACAUUGUAGAAUGUAUAUAUAUUUAAAUGUGAUGUUGGGUUCAUGCACAACCAGUGUCUUAGCUAGUGUUAGUGCCGCUCAGGGCGGGACAAGAUUUUAGCUGUCCAUCCACCAGGAAAAAACUCUGCAGUUGUCUGAAAAAAUGGCCCUCCCCACCACCCUUCCUAUGACAGUGGUGCAAAACACCUAAGAAAACCUAUUAUAAAUGAUAAUGGCCUUCCAAAUUUUUCCCACUUGGAUAGCAUAAUUGAAGAAAAGAAAACCACUAGAGAUGACUUGAGCUUUUAACAAAUAUUUGACCUUAAAGCUUGGAAUUUAGGUAGGAGAAACUAGCCCCCAAGUUUCAUGGCUCAUAUUGGGGCAGAUUGAGGAGUACUAAAUUUUAUUGUUUUAUUGACCCUGGUUGUAGUGGGAAGAUUUACUAUUUAUGAAAAUCUUCUUUUGACACUUUGACUAAUUCUUUGUUUAUUCUUUGUCUUCAGUUUGUGUUGGUUAUCAUCAUGCAGUCAGUGGGAGACAUCUUCUGUCUCAUUGAAAUGAUGGGGUUCAGUCUGUCAGUGGUUCUCACAAUGGUGUUUGCAGGACAAGUGUGGCUGAGGCGGAAAAUGCCACUUUUAAAAAGACCUAUAAUAGUGAGAUUACAGAUUGUUAAUGCAUAGAGCCAUUUAACAGUAGCAUUAGAAAAUCUUUACGACUGUUCUCAGAAUACCUUAAAAACUUGUAAAAAGCUUGUAAAUUUUUGAAAAAUCUUGAUUAUUUUUUUUACUUUCAUGUGGCUCUACAGGAGAUCUAAUUGUUAACAUUUAAUGAGCUUUCAGUUAUGUGGGUUUAUAGGCCUUAAAAAAAAUAAAAAAUUCUUAUGCUUUUAGUUUUUCCAUUGGUUGAAUGUAAUCUAGGUUAUGAAUUUUCUUAAUAAAGCUUUGACAGGGAUUAUUGAGAUAUAUGGCAUCCUUAUGUCUUCGCGAGAUGAUGGAGUAGCUAUGUAGUCCUACACUUUGAUGAGUGGCUCACUAGGCCAAUCCUAGAAUGACAAUUAUUGAGAUAUUGAUAGGGAUAUCAAUGUCAGGGAUGUAAUUGAAAUUCAAGCGAUGCAUUUAAAAAAAAAAAAAAUCAAUGGUUCUAAAAUUUAUUAUUUAGGAAUACUUAAAUUUAAAAAAAAAAAAUGUGGUGUAAUUGUAUUUAAGCAGCAUGAAUGUCACAUUUAAAUUUGACAAAGUCACAAGCCACUUUAAAGCAAGAAAUUUAUAUAUUUUUUACCUGAUUCAUUAACUUCAUUGCCCCAUUAUUUAUUUUUUUCUGUACUCUCAGGUCCCAGUGAUAAUACCAGCUCUGUUGUGCAUCAUAAAUGGGGCAAUAUUGUUCAUAACUAUUUACCAGAAGUAUGAAGAGAGCUGCCUGGCACUCAUCAUCAUAGGCUGUGGAAUUCCUGCCUACUUGUUAGGACCCAUGUGGAAGAAGCCAAAAUUGGUGCAAGGAGCGCUUGGUAAGUUUUAUUCAGGUCAUACCAUGUCAUGUUCUGUUUAGUGAUCAUGUGACCUAAAAUGUCAUUUUCAGCUAGCAAAAAUUUUUACAUGAAAAAAAUAGAAUAAUAGAAAGUAAUAAAAUUUACAAGUUUAACAAAAAAUUCUGAAAUUUUUAAUAAAUGUUCUGAAAGCUGAGAGAAUCCAUUUACUUUAUCAAAGGUGGACAUAACUCAUGUAGUUUCAUUAGGUAGCACCCCAAAAAAGUAAAAAUUGCCAAUAAAAAUAUGGUGUGUGUAUUAAAAAGUGUUGUUUUUUUUAAAUUUAGUUUAAGUAACUAAUUAUGGCCAAUGGCAGAACAGUAAUUUUGAUCUGCAUUCUAUUCUUGUUUCAAUCAAGAAUGCAGGCAGAGCCAUAGCGUGGGCCCAGCAGGUAGCCACAGAUAUUUGAGGGGCCCAAAGUUGUGAUGUCAAAAACUUUCAACUUUGAAUGUUGGGUUGGGGGAGGUCACAAAAUCAAAAGUGGCAGAGGGCCUCCAAAAGCCAUGCGAUGGCUCUGGAUGUGAUGGCUCUGGAUGUGAUGGCUCUGGAUGUGAUGGCUCUGGAUGUGAUGGCUCUGGAUCCCACUGAGAACAGCCCACUUUACUCCUGAACUCAACUGUCUUUAUUUUAAACACCCCCCCCCCCAAUACAUCUAGAUUAGCACACUUGUGAUGGCUCUGGAUGUGAUGGCUCUGGAUGUGAUGGCUCUGGAUCCCACUGAGAACAGCCCACUUUACUCCUGAACUCAACUGUCUUUAUUUUAAACACCCCCCCCCCCCAAUACAUCUAGAUUAGCACACAUAUUAAUGUAAUAAUGAUUUAUAUAUUUUUGCUUACAGAUUCUGUCACAAUAUUCCUACAGAAAUUACUCUUAGUAUCAGAACAUGAGGAUAAUGAAAAGGCUGAAGUUAUUGGAUUCCAGAAUGACAUUACUGCUUAAAUAAUGAAUCUUUAAGACUAUGUGUUAGCUGUAGUGGCUUUUACUGGCAUAGUUGUGUACCGGUAUACAUAGUUUUUUUUUUUAAUGAUAGGGUAUUUUAAUUUUUGUUUGCUUGUCUUAGAGGUGGAUUAUGUAACAAUUUUAAAUAUACCAGAUAAUUUUUAGAUGAAGAUUUUACUCUAAUUUAUUCAUGUAAAUAUUAACUGAAAAAACAAAGAAAAUUUAGUGGAAAAUAAGAUGAGAUCAAUAGGGUGGGGACAUAACACAUAUGUUAUUAAGGCAUCAACACCAUUUGCAUAUCCCUUUAAAUAUUACUUCACUUGAUAACAUCAAAACUUCUGUCAGUAACUUAUUAACAGUGAAUUAGUUAUUGUAGCUGGUCAGCAAGACUUUGUCAUUGUAGCUGGUCAGCAAGACUUUGUCAUUGUAGCUGGUCAGCAAGACUUUGUCAUUGUAGCUGGUCAGCAAGACUUUGUCAUUGUAGCUGGUCAGCAAGACUUUGUCAUUGUACUUGUACUGUUUUUUUUUUAAAAACAGGGGGUUGCAUAAACAAAUUUAGGGAAGCAAGGUCUUUACCAUUACAAUAUAAAAAUAUGACUCUCUGUUUAACUUAGUUUAAGGAAUCUUAUGCAUUUAAUAUGGCUUACCACAACCCUGGGUCAAACCAUUCUGGUCAUCUAGUAGGAAGAAAGAAAACUUAGUCCCAAAGACCAAAUAUUUCUGUUUUUUCAAUUAAAAAAAACAUUUAUGUAAGAUUGAAAUUGUUACUUUGCUAGUUUAAUUUUUAAAUCCAGGAUAUUUUAUAUUGUGUUGUAUUUGCUACAGUUUGAUUUGCUAUUUAAUAUGAAUUUUAAAAUUGUAUGUUUUUCCUUGUGCACCACUAUGUAUGUAUGGAUUUAAAAGAAUAAACAAAUGUAAUCCUAA